CGGCCAUCGGCCAUCCAUGUUCCUUCAAAUCACAACCCCAAGACUCUUGAACGACCGUAUUGCUUCACGCGCACACCACACUCCAACACUCCCCCGCAACAGCACAGCUUUGUGUCCUGUUUCUCUUCCUCUGCCGAAGCAGUCAUGUCUUCCCCAGCCGAAGAGGAAAGCUAUCACCCACAAGAUGCCAUUGCUGCCACCAUCAAGACAACGCUGACGACCGGGGCCGUUGGUCUUUUCGCCUCGUCCGUCCAGAACACCCUGCAAAAACGAAACUACGGCCCCUGGGGUGUCGUCACAAAAACAGGCGGCACAAUUGCUUUAUUUGCCUCUGUCGGCGGUGCGUAUCAGUUCGCGAGAAUAGCAGCGGCUAACCUAAGGGAGAAAGACGACCACUGGAAUGCUGCAUGGGGAGGGUUUUUCGGUGGAGCAGCUAUCGGAUUGCGCGCCCGAACGUUCCCCGCGGUUAUUGGUUACGGCGUGGUUGUGGCCACUGCACUUAGUGUAUUCGAAUAUACCGGAGGAAGUCUUGCAGGCAAGGGACAUGCUAAUGAGGAGGAUGAGUUUGAGAGGCGGGAAAAGCUCCGGAAGAACUUCCGUUCCCCGAUUGAGGAGACAGUUGCCCAGCUCGGGGAAGGUAGAGGCAUCCGCGGCGAGAACUACGAGGAACGAAGACGGCAGAGGCUGAAGGAGAACUACGGCAUUGACGUGCCUGCCACAGCACAACCCGCCAGAGCAUAAAAAAAAAUAAAAAAUACUUGCAUAUACAUUUUCCUAGUCAUAUAUUAGCCCUCACUUCCUUUUCCAGUCUUCUAUGUCCCUUUUUUUUCCUGUAGUAUAUAUUGUUGUCUCAGGACCCAAAUUCACUAGAACUUUGUCUCGUCCACCUUUUUUUUCCCAUAUUAGCACACAACCUCCGAUGUUAUACCCCAAGCCCCCACCCUUCCCUCUUUUGCCAUGCAUUGAAUAAUGCGGACAGGAUGAAGCCUGGCAGACUUUGUCCGGUCUCGUCUCCCUCUCGACCCUUCGUUCAUCGACGAAGAAUAUGUUUUAUUGUAUCGAUCGAGCAGAGAAAUAAAAAGUUUGCGAUAUUCGUCCACAGCGCCAAUUGAGAUACACCGCACACGCACGCGUAAGAGGGGAGAGGGCUUGUCAUGAAUUUUUUUGCAGGCAGAACCUUUCUUCCCUAAUGGAGCUCUUUUAUAAUUACGGUCCGGACUUUUUGUCCAAUCAUCUACAACUUAUGAAAUGUGAUUACAUGGAGCAGUAUAGUCUAGCUUAUGGGGAUCAAUGGUGGUGACUGCAAUGAUAUA
Blastomyces gilchristii SLH14081 is the source of this 1313-nucleotide messenger RNA. Its product is annotated as NADH-ubiquinone oxidoreductase 213 kDa subunit. The transcript has 4 exons. The record is from RefSeq and is a predicted model, not a curated record. Bases 145 to 741 code for a protein of 198 amino acids. Gene Ontology annotation, biological process: mitochondrial respiratory chain complex I assembly. NCBI's taxonomy places the organism in Eukaryota, Fungi, Ascomycota, Eurotiomycetes, Onygenales, Ajellomycetaceae.